CACACACACACACACACACACACACCCCGCCGAUCUCAGCAUUACACACACACACAGAGAGGAAGACUUGGAAGGGAAGAAGCACACUGCAGUCAGCAGAGGGGAAAAGCUUCUUAUUCUUCACGCACACACACACACAGGUUGGGUCGCUUUCGUUCCGUCACCUUGAACCAUGUGGCUUCGUCGCACAUAGCAUCUGGAGAGAGAGAGAAAAGGGGAAGGGAGGGAAAAAAAUGGGGAAGCCCUGAUUCCAUAUGGUUUUCCAUUAUUAAUAUUUAGCCAAGUCCUCCAGAGUUGAUCUUGAGAGCAGAGCAGAGUCCACCUGCCGUCCAUCCCCACAGGAAUGGUGGAUCACUUGCCGCUUGGUGAGGAGACCUUCCUGUACUACAAUGGCCGCAACGGCGGCGGGAGGUUGUCGCCGGGCGUCGUGGUGACCGACGCCGGCGUCUACCGGCCCCUUCACCCGUACCAAGAGGUGUCGUCGUCUUCGCCGGGGCUCUCCGAGGAUGACCUCAGCAUGUCCUCGAGUCCCCGGUCGUCGCUGUGCUCCAGCCCGGAGUCGUCGUCCUCGCCGGAAUCCCACGCCCACGCCGGCUCGUCGGGGGGCGAGAGUCAAGACAGCCUGCUGGAUCUCCUCCUCUCGCAGGGCAUGAGCGCCUCCACCGGCUCGCUGUCCUUACCGCCUUCGUCCUCGCCCGCCGCCCCGUUUUUGCCGAUGGGCCUGGCUUGGGAGUCCAAGAGGAACCAGAGGAUGGGUCUCCUUCAGCAUCAAGCCAAAGAGGACUAUUGCGAGUUCCCGGUUUUCCUGGACGAGCUGCAGGAUCCGUCGGCGCUCCUCUUCCAGCCCACCCUGGAGGAGAUCGAAGAGUUCCUGGAGGAGAACAUGAUGGCGGCCAUGGAGAAGGAGGACGAGGGGAGCGACGAGGCCAUGUCGUCGACGACGGAGGACUCGGAGGCCGAAAGCACAAAGACGAUACCGAGGGAGGUGUUGCAGAACUCGGAUCAGACUGUACCAGUAGCGCUUUCGCCGCCGUCCUCUUACCGAGAGACCAAACAGACGCGACAUGCAGCCAACGUGGACCUAACAGUUGAUGCUAGCUGCAGCGGUGGCGAUGGGAUCAAGCAGGAAGACUGUGGAUCUCCUUCAGCGUCCAGAGAAGGCGCCAGCGCCGCCUCCGGUGUGCCGGUCAUCCUGCAGAUCCAGCCUAUUCAGAUCAAACAAGAGGCUCAAGCCAGCGCCGUCUCGGACCCUCGAACCCAGGAAGCUCACCCCCAGAACGGUGCGUCGGAUAUCAAGAUCGCCCAACUCCUGGUCAACAUCCAGGGCCAAACCUUUGCCUUGGUGCCUCAGCUGCUUUCCCCGGCGAACAUUGCCUCGGCCAGCAAGACGUCCUCCAAGUUUGUACGGAUCGCGCCGGUGCCCAUCGCCGCCAAACCCACAGGGCUCGGGGACGGCGGGUUGGGCGGCGGGGCGGCCCCCGGGGUCCUCAGCGGUGGUCAGAGGUACCAGAAGAGCGCCGUGGCAGACCUUAUUAAAAUGCACAAGUGCACUUUUCCGGGCUGUAAUAAGAUGUACACCAAAAGCAGUCACCUCAAAGCCCACCUGAGGAGGCACACGGGGGAGAAGCCUUUCGCCUGCACGUGGCCCGGCUGUGGAUGGAGGUUCUCCCGAUCGGACGAGCUGUCCCGACACCGGCGCUCCCACUCGGGAGUCAAACCGUACCAGUGCAUCGUCUGCGAGAAGAAGUUUGCCCGCAGCGACCACCUUUCCAAACACCUCAAAGUCCACCGCUUUCCACGGAGCAGCAGGACAGGGCGCUCUACCAACUGACCCUCGCCCCGUCCCGCCCCUGACGGACUAUAAGCGAAGGGGGGCGGGCGAUUGUGUGGUGACGAAAGGAGGACGAGACACUCUUUUUGAAGGACGGACGUACUGUGAUCAUUUUGGAAAAAAAAAAAAAGAAAAAAAAAGACUUAAAGAAGGUACAAAAUGUUACUUGACACACAAACAAACCCUCACAAGUAGAAUAAGCUUCUUGUUGUCUCAUGCAAGCCAAUCACAAGUCAAAUUGUCUAUUCAGAGUAUUUUUUACUGUUUAUUGUACUUGCCUUAGAGAACACUUCUUGCCUUUCUGGAGCCAAAUGUUGCCAAACAACAUUUAUGCAUUUAAUAUAAUGGACGUGAGGACUGCUGUGGCCUUAAUGCCCCCUGCUAAGUACACAACUGUCAAGGUUUUCCUUGCCCCCGUCGCCAAACAACAGAUGCUAUGGCAAAACUAACCCAACCAACGUCAAAAACGAAUGCACUAUUGGUCGGGGUGAGGGGCAAGAAACCUAUUGAGCUCAUGUUUCCCAAUUUUUUUCCGUUAGAGGGAAUUUUUCCUUGCCUCUGUCGCCAAACAAGAGAUGCUAUAGCAAUAUAAUUGGCAUGAAUUUUGCAAUUAAUCAGUCAAAACUAAGGAAAACAAUUUCGAAAUGGACCUAGCACUCCAAUGGAUGAUGUUUCUUCUUUAGAAAGAGUUUUUCCUUGCCUCCGUCACCAAACAACAGAUGCUAUGGCAAAACUAACCCAACCAACUUCAAAAAUGGAUUCAGUAUGGUCGGGGUGAGGGGCAAGAAACCUAGUGAGCUCACGUUUCCCAAAGUGUUUUCGUUAGAGGGAGUUUUUCCUUGCCUCUGUCGCCAAACAAGAGAUGCUAUAGCAAUAUAAUUGGCAUGAAUUUUGCAAUUAAUCAGUCAAAACUAAGGAAAACAACUUCCAAAUGGACGUACCACUCCAAUGGAGGAUGUUUCUUCCUUAGAAAGAGAUUUCCUUGCCUCCGUCGCCAAACAACAGGUGCUACUGCAAUACAAUUGGCAUGACUUGGCAGUAAAAAAAUAACCAAACCAACUUCAAAAUGGAUGCACUAUUGCUCAGGGUGAGGGGCAAUAAACCUAUGGGAGUGUUUCCUUGCCUCCGUUGCCAAACAACAGGUGCUAUUGCAAUACGAUUGGCAUGGCUUGGCAACACGUCAGUGAAAACUAACACAACCAACUUCAAAAUGGAUGCACUAUUGCUCAGGGUGAGGGGCAAGAAACCUAUGGGAGUGUUUCCUUGCCUCUGUUGCCAAACAACAGACGCUAUAGCAAUAGAAUUGGCAUGAAUCAGCAAUUAAUCAGUCAAAACUAAGGAAAACAACUUCGAAAUGGACCUAGCACUCAACUGGAUGAUGUUUCUUCAUUAAAAACAGUUUUUCCUUGCCUCCGUCGCCAAACAAACGGUGCUAUUGCAAUACGAUUGGCAUGGCUUGGCAACACGUCAGUGAAAACUAACACAACCAACUUCAAAAUGGAUGCACUAUUGGUCAGGGUGAGGGGCAAGAAACCUAUGGGAGUGUUUCCUUGCCUCUGUCGCCAAACAACAGACGCCAUAGCGAUAGAAAUGGCAUGAAUUAGCAAUUGAUCAGUCAAAACUAAGGGAAACAACUUCAAAAUGGAUUUAGGUCGAGGCAGACAGACACCCCACUGGAUGAUAUUUCCUCAUUAGAAAUAGUUUUUCCUUGGCUCCGUCGCAAGAAACCUAUUGAGCUCAUGUUUCCCAAAGUUUUGUCGUUAGUGGCAGUGUUUCCUUGCCUCCGUCGCCAAAAUACCGGUGCUAUUGCAAUACAAUUGGCAUGACUUGGCAACACGUCAGUGAAACCUAACCCAACCAACUUCAGAAUGGAUGCACUAUUGGUCGGGGUGAGGGGCAAGAAACCUAGUGAGCUCACGUUUCCCAACGUUUUUUCGUUAGAGGGAGUUUUUCCUUGCCUCUGUCGCCAAACAAGACUAGCUAUAGCAAUAUAAUUGGCAUACAUUUUGCAAUUAAUCAGUCAAAACUGAGGAAAACAACUUUGAAAUGGAUUCAGUAUGGUCAGGGUGAGGGGCAAGAACCCUAUUGAGCUCAUGUUUCCCAACGUUUCUUCGUUAGAGGGAGUUUUUCCUUGCCUCUGUCGCCAAACAAGACAUUUUACAUUUGCAAUACGUCAGACACAACUAACUACCAAAUUCAAAAUGGAUACUCUAUGGUGCAGGGAAAGAGGCAAGAACCCCAUUGAUCAAAAGAGAGUUGUUUUCUUGUGGUUUUGGUCUUGUGACAUGGUCCCUGCUCGCCCUGGGACUGCUAUGUUUCUGCCGACAAUGUGAAAGUCAGCACUUUUUAACAAGUAAGAGGUUUGGUCUACGUUUCGAGAGCAAUACCUCUAUUGUUUUUUAUUGACACCCACCACACACAUUAAAGGCAUAAAUCAGCUGCAUUAGAACGUGUUCGUACAUUUGUCUUUGGAUUUAUUGCAGCUGUUGGCCGACGUCCGAGCAAGAACUCUAGUGCUUUUAAACAUAUCGAAGACAACACCAAUACGGUCCUGUCUUAGGCCUUAACAACUUGUUGCUCUUCGAACAUAACAAAGUAAGUCGUCUAAAUCGGGGUAAGACACCUAUUGGUUUUUAACGUGAGACAACUAUCGGACAGUUUUAGAAGAAGAAAACUAUUGAUUUUGAAAAGAUCUACUUGUUUCUUUUCAGCAUCCUUCAAACCAAAGCUAGGCAAGUUAAGGCUCGGGGGCCACAUGCGGCCCGUUAAGCUUUCCAAGCUGGCCCGCUGGACAUUACCAAAUCAUUUUCAAGAUCUUUAAGGUGGGAACUCAAACUACCAUUAUGAUGUGCGGUGAUGUUUUCUAAUGGCCGUAAGUCUGCAACUAUACAAACUAUUUCAAUAGUUGGAAUCUGUACUUUUGCAUGAUAUUUUAGUGACUAGUGUCCUGAUACCAAUAUUAUUUUGAUACUUUUUGGUACUUUUCGAUACUUUUCUAAGUAAAGGGGACCAGAAAAAAAUUGCAUUAUUGGCUUUAUUUUAACAAAAAAAUCUUACCAUACUGCCUUUUCAGAGGCAGUAUGGUACCGAAUAUGAUUCAUUAGUAUCGCGGUAGUAUACUAAUACCCGUAUACUAGAGAUGUCCGAUAAUAUCGGCCUGCUGAUAUUAUCGGCCGUUAAAUGCGUUAAAAUGUAAUAUCGGAAAUUAUCGGUAUCGGUUUUUUUUUAUCUGUAUCGUUUUUUUUUUGUUGUUGUUGUUUUUUUUUUGUUUUUUUAUUAAAUCCACAUAAAAAACACAAGAUACACCAAGCCAAAAAACCUCCCUCCCCCAUUUACACUCAUUCACACAAAAGGGUUGUUUCUUUCUGUUAUUAAUAUUCUGCUUCCUACAUUAUAUAUCAAUAUAUAUCAAUACAGUCU
Entelurus aequoreus (snake pipefish) is the source of this 5251-nucleotide messenger RNA. It is a transcript of the gene klf15, whose product is annotated as Kruppel like factor 15. Gene Ontology annotation, molecular function: RNA polymerase II cis-regulatory region sequence-specific DNA binding; DNA-binding transcription factor activity, RNA polymerase II-specific. The transcript is spliced from 4 exons. NCBI's taxonomy places the organism in Eukaryota, Metazoa, Chordata, Actinopteri, Syngnathiformes, Syngnathidae. The coding region runs from base 344 to 1831 and encodes 495 amino acids. Gene Ontology annotation, biological process: regulation of transcription by RNA polymerase II. The record is from RefSeq and is a predicted model, not a curated record.